Molecule: messenger RNA, 2805 nt
Organism: Gavialis gangeticus (Gharial)
Lineage: Eukaryota; Metazoa; Chordata; Crocodylia; Gavialidae
Gene: CARS1
Product: cysteinyl-tRNA synthetase
Exons: 23
Coding region: 119-2611 (830 amino acids)
Biological process (GO): cysteinyl-tRNA aminoacylation
Cellular component (GO): cytoplasm
Molecular function (GO): ATP binding; cysteine-tRNA ligase activity
Source: RefSeq, a predicted model, not a curated record
CCGUUGCCUGGUUACGCUCCCUGGCACACACCGGAAGUAGCGUGAUGGGGUGAAACGUCGCUUCCGGGUGCGCUGUUGCAUCAGACUGGACGCAACCCUGACGGGAGGAGUAGAGAGGAUGGCUGGUGCUGGCGGGGAACACACUUUCAACUACAGUUUUAUUCUCAGCAUUAGUGAAGAGGAAGCCAGGGUGAAGGCUUUGCACGAGUACCUCAGCACUCGUAGUUAUAUCCAGGGGUUCACUUUUUCACAUGCAGAUGUGGAAGUAUUCCGAAAAAUUUCAGGCCCACCAGUGGACCAGUAUUUCCAUGUUGUCCGGUGGUACAGGCACAUAGAAGCAAUCUAUGAUGGCAGCAACGACAAUAUUGAGUCUUGUAAACUACAAACAAGUAAAGGCAGGCGUGUGCAGCCUCCCUGGUAUGCCCCUGAAGGAACAAAGCAUUCAAAGCUCUGCCUCUACAACAGCCUUACUCGCAAUAAGGAUAUCUUUCAGCCCCAAGAUGGCAAAAAGGUUACGUGGUAUUGCUGUGGCCCAACAGUGUAUGAUGCCUCUCACAUGGGACAUGCUAGGUCAUAUAUCUCAUUUGAUAUCCUGAGAAGAGUGCUGAGGGAUUAUUUUAAAUAUGAUGUCUUCUACUGUAUGAAUAUUACAGAUAUUGAUGAUAAAAUCAUCAAGAGAGCAAGACAAAACUAUCUUUUUGAACAAUAUAUAGAGAAAAAGCCAUCUGUAGCUCAGCUGCUUGAAGAUGUUAAAACUGCCUCAGAGCCUUUUUCAGUCAAAUUAAAUGAGACAACUGACCCAGAUAAAAGGCAAAUGCUAGAAAGAAUUCAGAAUACAGUGAAGUCUGCUGUGGAGCCUCUAGAAAAAGCUGUGAGUGAGAGAGUCCUUGGAGAAGAGAUCAGCAAACAUGCCAAGACAUUGGUGGAAGAAGCAAAAGAUUUGUUGUCUGACUGGCUGGAUAUCAAGUUUGGUAGUCAGGUGACUGACAAUUCUAUAUUCUCCAAGCUCCCCAAAUUCUGGGAAGCAGAGUAUCAUAAAGACAUGGAAGCCCUCAAUGUGUUGCCUCCUGAUGUCUUAACUCGGGUUAGUGAAUAUGUACCAGAAAUUGUGGAAUUUGUUAAGAGGAUUAUGGAAAAUGGUUAUGGCUACGUGUCAAAUGGAUCUGUCUACUUUGAUACAGUGAAGUUUGAUGCCUCUGGAAAACACUCCUAUGCUAAGUUGGUUCCUGAAGCUGUAGGGGAUCAAAAAGCUCUUCAGGAGGGUGAAGGUGACUUGAGCAUCUCUGCUGAUCGUUUGAGUGAGAAACGUUCCCCAAAUGAUUUUGCUUUGUGGAAAUCUUCCAAGCCAGGAGAGCCCUCAUGGGACUCUCCUUGGGGAAAGGGUCGUCCAGGAUGGCAUAUAGAAUGCUCUGCAAUGGCUGGGUCUAUUCUGGGAGAGUCAAUGGACAUUCACGGAGGGGGGUUUGAUCUUCGAUUUCCCCACCAUGACAAUGAAUUGGCACAGUCUGAGGCAUAUUUUGAAAAUGAUCACUGGGUCCGUUAUUUUUUGCAUACUGGUCACUUAACAAUUGCUGGCUGUAAAAUGUCCAAAUCUUUAAAGAACUUCAUUACCAUCAAAGAUGCACUAAAGAAACAUACAGCAAGGCAAUUACGAUUGGCUUUCCUGAUGCACUCUUGGAAGGACACACUGGAUUAUUCAAACAACACCAUGGAAUCAGCUAUUCAGUAUGAGAAAUUCAUGAAUGAGUUCUUUUUAAAUGUGAAGGACAUUCUUCGGUCCCCUACUGAAGUUACAGGCCAGUUUCAGAAAUGGGAAAGCCAGGAAAUAGAGCUGAAUAAAAGCUUUUAUGACAAGAAGGCAGCAGUUCAUGAAGCACUGUGUGACAACAUUGACACCCGCACUGUCUUGGAAGAAAUGCGAUCUUUAAUCAGUCAGAGCAACUCCUACAUUGCUGCAAAGAAGUCUGCCAGACUGAUGCCAAAUAGACUUUUGCUGGAAAGCGUCAGUUCUUAUCUCACUCAAAUGCUAAAGAUUUUUGGUGCCAUAGAAAGUGAUGAAAUUGUCGGUUUCCCUGUUGGAAGAAAUGGCCAGAAUGUAAAUCUUGAGUCUACAGUCAUGCCGUACCUACAAGUUUUGUCCGAGUUCAGAGAAGGCGUGAGACAAAUUGCCAGAGAGAAGAAAGUUGCUGAAGUCCUGCAGUUGAGCGAUGCUCUUCGAGAUAACAUCCUUCCUGAGCUUGGAGUUCGAUUUGAAGAUCAUGAAGGACUCCCAACUGUGGUCAAAUUGGUAGACAGAGACACUUUACUAAAAGAAAGAGAAGAAAAGAAAAAGAUUGAAGAGGAGAGAAAAAGAAAGAAAGAAGAAGCAGCUAGGAAAAAACAGGAACAAGAGGCCGCAAAACUGGCAAAGAUGAAGAUUCCACCAAAUGAGAUGUUUAAAUUGGAGCAGGACAAAUAUUCCAAAUUUGAUGAAAAUGGAUUUCCUACACAUGACACUGAAGGCAAAGAGCUCAGCAAAGGACAAAUGAAGAAACUGAGAAAACUUUAUGAAGCACAAGAAAAACUAUAUGAAGAGUAUCUACAAAUGGUUCAGAAUGGAAGUGCACAAUGAGAAGAAAACCUGGACAUUCUCUUUUUAGAUAAAGGCGAGUGUUGGGUCACCGGUGGGACAGGAAUGAGCAUAAUCAGUGCUCAGAUUGUGUUUACACUUUCUACUGUGUGCAAGCUAAAAAAAAUCCUAGUUGAAAUGGAUUAAUAUAUCAUCUGGUUUAGGGAGUCAAUAAAAAUUAUUGUUAUAAAAAAUAA